AUGGCUCCGAAACGAGAAAAGAGGCCCCCCAUUGGUCCGGCGAUCGACACUAAUUACACUAUGCUUGACCCGGCAUUCGACAACGGUCAUCGCGCACGUUACAUCGAGAACGGAGUGAUGCUUCCGCCAUUACGUAUGAGGGGCCACACCAAGGUCAAAGAGAUGAACUACGACAACCGCUACGAGCCAUAUUACAGGAGAGCCGGGCUCUUGGGUUUCGUGCUCCAGUUCAAGCGUACGCCGCCGACGCUUGUCCACACGGCCCUCACAGCGUUGGUGGACCGUUGGCGGCCCGAGACGCACUCUUUCCAUCUCCGAUGUGGUGAGAUGACGGUGACGCUCGAGGACUUCGCCAUGAUCACGGCCCUACCGAUCAAGGGCCAUGCUCUCAUUGGGCGCGUGGAUAGGAAGAACUGGCCGGACAGGGUUACCGCCCUCAUCGGCGAUUGCCCUCCCAUCAAGAGUAACCGAACAUCCGGUGUAGCACUGGCAUGGCUCCUAGACCACCGGGCCGAAUGCCCGCAAGAUGCGGAUCCGAGGACCGUGGAGCAGUAUGCAAGGGCCUACCUGUGGUUUCUUCUCACAGAGGUGGUCUUUCCUGACUGCUCGGGGGACAACGCCCUAUGGAUGUACCUGGACUUCCUGGCCGACUGGGAUGCAGGGUACAACUGGGGGUCUGCUGGCCUCGCGUACCUCUACCGUUCGCUGGAUGACGCAACGCAGAGGACCGAGAAAACAUCUGGGAUGUGUGGGUGUGUCUGGGCCCUCUCGAUUUGGAGUUGGGAGCGGCUGCCGGUUGGUCGCCCUGAGAAACUGCCACGGACGACAGAGUGGACGGAGUAUGGCGAGGAUGGCGACAGUUCUCGAUACCCUACCGUCGCCUAUUCUUGGGACACGGUUAAGGUCUUCUCAGGCAAGGGAAGUGUGAUGUACAAGGCCUUCACCAACGAGCUGGACAACGUGACAUCUUUUCAGGUUAACUGGUGGCCGUACCACGAUAGAGCUUGGGGGUUCGAGCUGAACGAGAUGUGCGAGCGGGACCGCCUUCUCUUCCGGUGCAUUGUCCCGCUGAUAUGCGUGUACGCCGUUGAAUGGCACCUACCACAACGCGUGGCGACACAAGUUGGCGUAUUGCAACACACACCACCGGCAAGGCCCCACGACACCGGCGGUUACGACCUUCACAAGAAGAGCAGGCAGUAUUCUCAGUCGAUAUUGGACUGGGCUGACGAGCACAAGUCUUUUGUGACAAUGUGGGACGAGAGGACGUUCCGCAAAGAUGGGGAGACGUCAGCUUCAUCAAGCCACACCGGCGGAGGUUCCUCGAGCCAUGCCGCCUCGUCAUCUCGCCUUGUUAACGAGACCGAGGAAGAAGAGGAAGUGGACGAGGAGGAAGAGGAAGAAGAGGGAGAAGAGGAAGGAGGUGACGAUGAAGAAGGUGAUGAGGAGGAGUACGACGACGAUGAUGGACCUCAACCGACUCAGCCAACCCAGUCGAAGAGGGUAUCUCAUCCGCACCAGGAUGUUCUGAGCCCAUUACCGUUUCAGAAACCGGUUCCUCGUCGUCGCUCGAAGAAGCCGGAUGAGGGCCGCUCGAAGACAAACGAGGAGCGUGCCGCCAAGAGGGGGAGGGGGAGGAACUAG
Messenger RNA from Aegilops tauschii subsp. strangulata, 1644 nucleotides. Lineage: Eukaryota; Viridiplantae; Streptophyta; Magnoliopsida; Poales; Poaceae. The record is from RefSeq and is a predicted model, not a curated record.